Messenger RNA from Raphanus sativus (radish), 839 nucleotides. Its product is annotated as putative formin-like protein 15b. NCBI's taxonomy places the organism in Eukaryota, Viridiplantae, Streptophyta, Magnoliopsida, Brassicales, Brassicaceae. The transcript is spliced from 7 exons. Bases 141 to 749 code for a protein of 202 amino acids. The record is from RefSeq and is a predicted model, not a curated record.
AAAUACUGUAAUCUCUGCGUGUGAAGAGGUAGUAAGAUGCUUGCAAAUAGUUGUCUCGAAUUUUGGUACAGUCAAUAUGCAUUUCUCUUGAUUGCUUUUGUUCAUCAGAUAUUUGCUUCACAAAAACUAAAAAAGAAGUUAUGAAUGAGAUUCUUUACCUGACAAACACAUUUAACCAAGGAACUGCAAGUGAUGAUGCUGCGGUUGGGUUCAAGCUGGAUAGUUUCUCAAAAUUAAGUGAUACCUUUUCUCCUAACAGCAACAUGAUUCUAAUGCAUCAUCUUUGCAAGGACCUUGCUUCUAAGGCACCAGCUCUACUGGACUUCCAUAAGGAUCUUGAAAGUCUUGAAUCAGCUUCAGAGAUAAGAUUGAAGUCUCUAGUUGAUGAAAUGCAAGCGAUAAAUAAGGGGUUCAAUAAACUUGAGCAAGAGUUCAUUGCAUCCGAAAGUGAUGGUCCUGUUUCUGAAGUUUUCUGUAAAACAUUGAAGGAGUUCAUUCCCAUUGCUGAUACUGAAUUAGAAAAGCUGUUGAGACCUUACUUGCUUUCGGCAAAAAAUGUUGAUGCACUUUUGGUUUAUUUUGGUGAAGAUCCUUCCCUUUGUUUAUAUGAACAAGUUACUGCAACACUCUUGAGUUUUAUAAGGUCGUUUAAGAAAGCACAUGAAGAGAAUAUUAAGCAAGAGGAGUUGGAGAAGAAUGAGAAAGCUGCAAAGGAAGUGGAAAUGGAGAAGAAGGAUUCAAAUUCUUGAUUAUCUUUGUCCUGUAAACAAGAAAAGACAUGUUAACUAUGUGAUUGCAACUAGAUUUCAUGUGUGGUUUGGUUUAUUACAAUCGUCAUU